Molecule: messenger RNA, 1783 nt
Organism: Varanus komodoensis (Komodo dragon)
Lineage: Eukaryota; Metazoa; Chordata; Lepidosauria; Squamata; Varanidae
Gene: TGDS
Product: TDP-glucose 4,6-dehydratase
Exons: 12
Coding region: 10-1080 (356 amino acids)
Biological process (GO): nucleotide-sugar metabolic process
Molecular function (GO): dTDP-glucose 4,6-dehydratase activity
Source: RefSeq, a predicted model, not a curated record
GUGUGGAGCAUGUCCAAGGAGCGGCGCGGGGAAGGCGCGGCCCCGCAGCCCCGGGGCUUCGUCAAGCGGAUUCUGGUGACGGGCGGCGCCGGCUUCAUUGCAUCUCAUGUGGUGGCUUCCCUUGUAGAAAAGUAUCCUAACCAUUUGAUUAUUAAUCUGGAUAAGUUGGACUACUGUGCAAGUUUAAAAAAUCUUGAGAGAAUUUCUAAGAAACAGAACUACAAGUUUGUCCAGGGGGACAUCUGUGAAAGCAAUUUCAUAAAAGAAUUAUUUGAGACUGAGAAAAUAAAUAUAGUGCUACAUUUUGCAGCUCAAACACAUGUAGAACUUUCAUUUUGGCGCAAAUUUAAAUUCAACUAUGUUAACAUUUAUGGAACUUGCAUUCUUGUUGGUGCUGCUUAUGCAGCUAAUGUGGAGAAGUUCAUAUAUGUUAGUACCGAUGAAGUUUAUGGAGGCAGCUGUGAUAAGGAAUUUGAUGAAUCUUCACCUAUGCAACCAACAAAUCCUUAUGCAACAUCUAAAGCAGCUGCUGAGUGCUUUGUCCAAUCUUAUUGGGAAAGAUACCAGUUUCCAGUGGUUAUCACACGGAGCAGCAAUGUUUAUGGACCACAUCAGUUUCCAGAAAAAGUUAUUCCAAAGUUUAUUUCUCUCUUACAACAGAACAGGAAAUGUUGCAUUCAUGGCUCAGGACUUCAGAGAAGAAAUUUUCUUUAUGCCAGUGAUGUAGCAGAAGCAUUUCUUACUGUUAUGAAGAAGGGACAGCCUGGUGAAAUCUAUAACAUCGGGAGCAAUUUUGGGAUGUCUGUUGCACAGCUUGCAAAGGAAUUAAUCCAUCUUAUAAAACAUACCAAUUCCGAAGCAGAGACAGAGUAUUGGAUGGAAUAUGUUAAAGACAGACCUACAAAUGACUUGGGAUAUCCAAUGAAUUCCGGAAAAAUGUACAACUUGGGUUGGAGACCUAAAGUACCUUGGAAAGAAGGAAUUAAAAAAACAAUUGAAUGGUAUCAAGAGAACUUCCAUAACUGGAAGAAUGCAGGGAAAGCUUUGGAGCCCUUUCCUAUUGCUGAAGAACAUCUUUGAUUUGGUCUGCAGCAGAACCAGAAAGAAGAAAAGGAAACAAUUCUACCUCAAGACUACAUUAAGAAAAACCUUUACUUAAGUGACUGAAGUGUGAAAGGUGUCCUGUAUUCAGGAAAUGUCAUUAUCAGGAAAGGAAGCAGAAUAGAAUUUUAAAAUUAAGCUUUAUCUCAUUUGGGAGCCAACAUAAUGUAAUCAACAUUCCAGUGCAAUACUUUAAAAUGCUUUUUUUAAAUUAAAGUUUUUAAAAAUUAAAUGAUGCACUUUUGAUACAACUGGUUUAUAUUAUUAAUAUAUUGUAUGAACAGUGUUAUUAAAGCAAGCCUACGUAGCAUUUUAAAAGAUACUUUCUGCUGUUAAUGGAUUUACAGUGAAAAAGAGCUGAGCCCUCAUUUUGACUUUGCAGGAAUCUUUGCGCAGUUGUUUGAAAUGCUGCCACAGUGUUGGUGGUCUUGAGCUUAAUGAUUUAAAAGGAAGGGGGAAUUGCCUCCUAAGCACUCUGCAGAAAUGACUGGCAUAUGACCAAAGACUCUCUUGACCUCAGAAAUACAGGAUGGAAAGCGAAGCGCUUAAGCGAAAUAGCGAAGAACUAGAACAAGCUGCUUGCUUUGACUAUAUUUAUCUUUAUUUGUUGCCUCUUGGCAUUCUUACUUUUUAUAUGUGUGAAAUGAUGCAAACAGUAUUAAAGUUUAGCUUCCCAGAGUUA